AGGGUUUUGCAUGCACAGACCUGUCAAUAAGCAUAUUGUCAUGCUUGUCUGUUUUAGGGUUUUAUGGUUUUUGUAUGUGUAAAUGUUGUCUAAGUGUUUAUAUGUGUGUGCAUGUGUUUGUUUGUGUUUGUGUGUGUGUGUGUGUGUGUGUGGGUAGUGGGUACAUAGUUUCUGGUAUGGUUUCAUAGGUUUACACAGGAAGUGUCUCUGUCUGAGUGAAAAAGUCACACAUUUCUGUCUCUUCACUCACUCCUAUGUAAUAUUGAACAGAGAUGCCAUAUGUGUGUCCACCAGCCUGUUUGCAGAGUAGACAGUGACAAUCCAAUUGCAAAAAGAAAACCUUCCUUGGUAUCGACUCCUGUCAAACACUGGUGUUUAAUAGCAACCAGUCAGGAGGACACGAUGAGAGCAGAAGUCCUGUUGAUGGUGAUGUGCUUGAUUGAUGGAAAUGUGACGGGAUGCUUGGUUCUGAAAACUAUUACAGUGUCAAAGCUUAGUAAAGUGAACAUCUCCUGUCCAUCUGUGGUGACCAACAGCUCAGAGCGCAAGUAUCUGCUCCUCUUCAAUGGUAGCUGUAUCAACUAUAUAACUACGAAUAAGGCUCUGAACUAUCCAGAGAAUUUCUUUGGUCACUUUGAAGUCACAGCGAACAACAGUGGAUUGUACCAGUGCAAGGUGGAGCUGGUUUAUCCUCCACCACACAGUGAGACAUGUCACACCACUGUACUCAAAGUGGCAGACAAGCCAGAAAUGAAUGAAACUGUUGCAGCAGCCAAUCAGAGCUGUCCAGUCAAGACCCCAUUCAUCCCUGACGUGGUGAUGUGGGCGGGAUGUGGCGUUCUAUUGGUCUACAGCCUGUUGUUCACCUGCAUUACCAUUGUUUUAUGGAGGAAGCUGAAGAGGGAUGACGACGAUACAAACGUGUAUAUCAACACCAGACCUGGAGAUGUCAAGAAACCCUACAAAGUUUGAAACAUCACAGCUAUUAAUAUCGGUCCUGUACUCUGAAUGUAGACUAUAUAUGGAGUGUGGUAGUUGUGGUAGUGGUGGACUAUUUAUACCUGUCCCCUGGUUUAGCUAUAAAUAGCGACACAGUCUCUGUAGGAAGGAGGUAGAGGUGGAUGAAUGGGUUAAUGUUGACUUUAAAUUUUAGACUUAGCUGACAUAUUAUUUUAAUUUCUUUUCAGUUUUUAGUUGUAGGUUAGGUUUUGGCAGCAAAACUAGUAAGUUCUUAGUUAAAGAUCAUGGCCAUGCAGGAUGCAGGUGCAAAUAACCACAUUACCUAUUUACACUCCAGAUGCAUAUAGCAUUGUUGGCUACAAACACCUGAGUGCUUGUCUUUGCCAUACUAAGCUAUAUACACCUGGGCAAAAACACAGACACAAAACCAUUAAAACACAGGGGUGUUUCCAGACUUUAAUGACUACCGUGGCACAAGUGGGGCACUGACUAUGCAGGGUGGCAUGAAGUAUGUGUCUCAGCUUUCCAGUCAUUCCCAAUUUAUGCAGUUCCAACACUGUUUAUGGACCCCACUUGAGGUCA
Messenger RNA from Morone saxatilis (striped sea-bass), 1542 nucleotides. Its product is annotated as T-cell-specific surface glycoprotein CD28-like. The coding region runs from base 280 to 972 and encodes 230 amino acids. The record is from RefSeq and is a predicted model, not a curated record. The transcript has 5 exons. Gene Ontology annotation, cellular component: external side of plasma membrane. Gene Ontology annotation, biological process: regulation of T cell proliferation; T cell receptor signaling pathway. Lineage: Eukaryota; Metazoa; Chordata; Actinopteri; Moronidae.